AGUUUGGUCAUCAAUCAAAAGUAUUAGUUUUGGGCGUUACAUGCUAAUUGAUUGAUAUUCUCACUCAUUUUCUUUCAAUAUUUUAAAUUAGUGGGAACUGAACACGUUACGUUUUAGGCUUUGGAUCCACUUUACCAAACCUGUCCAUGGUCUAUGAGGCUUUAUCUUUAUAUUCUUUUUUUUUUGGUGCAAAUUUUAAAAUUUAUACCAAGUUUUUCUUUAUUGUCUCUGUAUUGCGGUUUUUUUUUCCGGGUUAUUUAUUACUCUCUGCUCUUCCUAUAGCUUCAUCCUUUUUUUUUUCCUGACAAGAAGGUAGAGAAUAUGUUUCCUGACAGCUCAAAGCGGGAAGAAGUUGUUACUGUUGAUGUGAGCCAAGCCAAGAUUCUCCUCCAGUCCGACCAUCAAUAUCUUGAUGUUAGUACUUGCACAUGCAGGACUGAGGAAGAGUUUCGGAGAGGCCAUUGUUUUGUUCCUAAGAUCCUCAACGUUCCCUACAUGCUCAACUCGCCUCAAGGAAGAGUGAAGAAUCAAGACUUCUUGGAUCAAGUGUCUUCUCUUCUCAACCCAACAUAUGAUAUCCUUGUGGGUUGUCAGAGUGGAGCCAGAUCCUUAAAUGCAACAACUGAACUUGUUGCUGCUGGUUUCAAGAAAGUGAGAAACGUAGGAGGUGGCUAUCUGGCUUGGGUGGACCACAACUUUCCCAUCAUUAAAGAGCAGCAGCAAUCUGCAAACUAAGAGAUGCAUGCAUGCACCCUCUUUAAAUUUCCUUUUAAUAUAAUGCAAACUGUGAUGGAAUAAUAGCUAUCUCUCUCUCUGUAUUUAGAAUCUGCAGUGUGUUGUGUUAUUAAGAAAAGAAAAGAAGAAUUUGCAGUGUGUUGUUGUAUUAAAUAAUACAGUGUUUACAUAAUUUUCUUCGUAAGCAUUGUCGCUCAGAUGAGUUUCCUAUUGAAGUUUCCAAUGAA
This is a messenger RNA of Brassica rapa (field mustard), 962 nucleotides long. Its product is annotated as thiosulfate sulfurtransferase 18. Lineage: Eukaryota; Viridiplantae; Streptophyta; Magnoliopsida; Brassicales; Brassicaceae. The record is from RefSeq and is a predicted model, not a curated record. Gene Ontology annotation, molecular function: catalytic activity.